This is a messenger RNA of Anoplopoma fimbria (sablefish), 2103 nucleotides long. RefSeq names its product adenosine deaminase domain containing 1 (testis-specific) (gene adad1). Gene Ontology annotation, cellular component: nucleolus; cytoplasm. Bases 92 to 1786 code for a protein of 564 amino acids. NCBI's taxonomy places the organism in Eukaryota, Metazoa, Chordata, Actinopteri, Perciformes, Anoplopomatidae. The transcript is spliced from 13 exons. Gene Ontology annotation, molecular function: double-stranded RNA adenosine deaminase activity; double-stranded RNA binding; tRNA-specific adenosine deaminase activity. The record is from RefSeq and is a predicted model, not a curated record. Gene Ontology annotation, biological process: adenosine to inosine editing; RNA processing.
CGUCACUGCGUCAAUCAAACGUCAAACGUCAACCGCCGACGUCACUUGUUCCUGGAGAACCACGUGAUCGUAUUCAUUCAAAGCUCUCAGGAUGUUCCAGGCCCGUGGGUCAUUCAGAGGCUCCAGAGGACUGUCUUUGGCUCAAGUCCUCAUGAAGAAUGCAGCUUCCACAUCAGGACUGACCGACUCCUUCAAACCUCCAUCUGUCCUGAAUCAUCCUGGCAAACAUGGUUUUGACCACCAAGGCAAAAGUACAUUUAAACGUGGUUAUGCUGUCAAGUCACCAGCUUCGCCAAAAAUGCUGAUUGACAAAUACGCUCAAGGCGAAACAGACGCCGUGUCUUUGCUCCAUCAGCUUGCCCGGAUUUUGCAGUUCCACCUGGAAAUGAAGGAAACCGUGACUACAGGCAACAUACCAGGCCUUUAUUUUGCCUUUUGUGUGGUGAUUGAUGGGGUCAAGUACAAGACCGGCAUGGGGAUAACAAAGAAGGAGGCUCGGCUCAAAGCGGCGCAGCUCGCUGUGCCGGACCUGCUGCCCACCUUGGAAAGUCUGAAGUCUUUCCUCCCUGAAGCUUCAGAUGCCCCUCCACCACUGCCAGUAAAGGAGGAGCCCUCCAUCUCUGAUAUACGUCCCUGUAGACCCAUUCAUGAAAGGACGAGUUCCGUCAACCUCCAGAUUCCACACGCUGUCAGGGAUCAGCUCACUAAACUGAUGAACAGCCACCCAGAGUUCUCUCCUUGUGCCGGCACCACAGCAGCUUUCAUCAUUCAGACUUCCAGCGGUUGCGAGGUGGUCGCUCUAGGCACGGGGAACUUCAAUACCAAAGAGAGUGCCUCGUCUAGUGGGAGAAUCGUACACGAUUCACAUGCAGUGGUGAAUGCAAGGAGAUCACUAAUGAGGUUUCUGUACCGGCACCUGCUGAUGUUCUUCAGCAAAACGGCCAAUCUGACAGAGAAGUCCAUCUUCCAGCAGAGCAGCAGCAGCGGCCUCCUCAGCCUGAAGAGCGGCAUCACCCUCCACCUCUAUGUGAACCAACUGCCAAAGGGUGCCGCUCAGAUCCCCUCUAAGCUGCGCCUGAACCCGCUCUCCAUUUCAGCAUGGCAAGUCAACAAUGAGAUCAGCCUACACCUGUCAGUGGAGGGAAAGGUGUUCUCAGUUUUCUCGUCAGCCUUCGAUCACUCCACCUCCAAGGUGGUCAGCAUGUCCGCCACAGACAAGCUCACUCAGUGGCAGGUGCUCGGGUACCAGGGAGCCUUGCUCAGCCACUUCAUUGAGCCCAUCUAUGUCCAAAGCAUCCUCAUAGGUGACAUUGGCUGCAGUGAUGUCCGUUGCAUGAAGAUCUCUGUGAGCCAGCGCGUGGAGGGCAUCACCUCCCAGCUGCCCAUGUUCUACUGCAUGAUGAGACCGCACAUCAGCCUGGUUCCUGCUGUGGCUACCAACAGCACCGAGGGGGGCCGGUUGACCUACGGUAUCAACUGGAGCGAAGGAGACAGCUCGUUGGAGGUCGUGGACGGCCUGGCGGGCAAGACCAUAGAGGAAUCUCCCUUUAAGAGUGGAUCUGCUCUUGCAAGCCGUCUGUGCAAAGCGGCGAUGCUGCACCGCUUCAAGUUGGUGGCCAAAGAGGCCCAGAGGCAGGACCUGCUGGCCACAAGCUCCUACAGAGAAGCCAAGCGGAUGGCGAAGCCGUACCAGGAGGCCAAGAACGUGCUGCGGGCGUACCUGUUGCAGCAGGGCUUUGGUCCCUGGCUGGUCAAGGUUUCUGUUAGUGAUAACUUCAACAUGUGAAUAAAAGCCCAUUAUUCUGGGGAUGAAAAAAAACCUCAACAUUCUGGAAGUUUUUUAAACAACAAAUUUAAGUUAACAAUAAGCACUUGUUGCUGUGGGACUUACCGUGCUGGUAAUACGUUUCUGUUGUGUUUUCUAAAGGGAUUAAAGUCAAUCCCUGUUCAUUUUAAGAGCUAUUUUUUUUGUUUGUGAAGUGAUGUCUAUGGCCUUUGACCUGACUUCACAAGGUCUGAUUUUCAAGUACAAAAUACUAAAUAUUUGUAUAAAAUAGCCAUUUGAAGAGGCAAACAUCUUGUGUUUCUUCUCACAACAGACCU